UUCCGUGAACGUACAAGUUCUCGCGAUCGUACACUAUCUCAGUGAAGGAAGGAAGGAAAACAUUACGAAAAGGCUGACUUGAAUCGGAACUUAAUGAAUUAAGGCAGAACACCUUAAUUCCUUGAAGACAUCCUCCACAUGUGAAGCUCUUCACUGGCUCACAGUAUUCUGUCCUCUCUGCCCCCCACUGUCUUCAAUGAUGUAGCUGAGUUUUAUCGUCUGUGCAGCAGUUCGUCGUAGAGGGCCAUUCCCUAUUGCCUUCUGUGGAUUCCUGCCCAGACCUCCAUGUCUCCUUUCCUUCACACUUUACCACCCUGAGUCUGGAACAUCACCUCUCCUGAGUCGAACCAGUGACUAUACCCCAGUUCAUCCCUGGUUGAACAGUCCACCUGCCUCUACUUCCUCCACCCUAAGGCCAUGCUGUUCUCUUUGCGGGAGCUGGUCCAAUGGCUGGGCUUUGCCACUUUUGAGCUCUUCCUCCACCUGGGGGCUCUACUGGUCUUCAGCGUGCUGGUAGCGCUGCGUGCCGACCUCUUCGACCCCAGCAUGAGCUGGUGGCUGGUCUUCAUCCCUCUGUUUGCCGCUGAUGGCCUCAGCACCUACUUCACAGCCAUCGUGUCCAUCCGGCUGUACCAGGAGAAUGAGAAAAGGCUGGCAGUGCUGAGGCUGCUGUGGGUGCUGACGGUACUCAGCCUCAAGCUGGUGUGUGAGGUGCUGCUGUGCCAGAAGCUGGCAGAGCAGGAGCAGGCACGCGACCUGUGGUUCGGUCUCAUUGUCUCGCCACUCUUCAUCCUCCUGCAGCUGCUGAUGAUUCGCGCCUGCCGCGUCAACUGAGGCCAGGGGCGGUUUUGUUUAGCAACAAAAUCGACAUGUGCACAACUAUGGGGCAAUAGAGACAGGGUUGGCUUAGAUCAGUGAUGGGUAAAUUUGGUUGUGUAUCAGCAGUUUUUCUCAUGUUACGUCAGUCACUGACAGUCACUCAAUUAGCCCAUGUCAGUUAAAAUGUUUUAGAUUUGUAAAUUAGCCUUGCCAGCAAUCUAAACUUGUGGCAAUCAUGGUCAAAUUACCAACCAGGGGCACCCCAUUGAUUUUGUUAGUCACUAUCACUCAGAUAUCAUAUUAAAAACUGCAAACAUUUCUCUCCACCCUAUGGCAAAAUGUGUAGAAUUGCAGGAAAUUAGCUGUAAAACUGCAUAUUAUUCUUUCCGCUGUCACGUUUUGCUGGGAAGUUGGGGGGCAUCAACAUUUCCCUUAGGGCCCCCAAAAGGCUAGGGCUGGCUCUGAUUGCAUGUAGGUACACACAUAAUAAUAAAUGCCAUUUAGCAGACGCUUUGGACCCAGACCCAGAUCCACUGUGGCCCCUCAUGAUGAGUUCAGAUUU
Molecule: messenger RNA, 1381 nt
Organism: Coregonus clupeaformis (lake whitefish)
Lineage: Eukaryota; Metazoa; Chordata; Actinopteri; Salmoniformes; Salmonidae
Gene: tmem203
Product: transmembrane protein 203
Exons: 2
Coding region: 418-834 (138 amino acids)
Biological process (GO): intracellular calcium ion homeostasis
Cellular component (GO): endoplasmic reticulum
Source: RefSeq, a predicted model, not a curated record